Molecule: messenger RNA, 1433 nt
Organism: Blepharisma stoltei
Lineage: Eukaryota; Ciliophora; Heterotrichea; Heterotrichida; Blepharismidae
Source: the annotation of a GenBank genome assembly
AUGGCCUCCAAACUAUGGGUUGAUAAGUACCGCCCUCUCACAGUUGACCAACUUGACUACCACAGCACUCUUUCAGCUAUAUUAGAAAGGCUCAGCACUUCAGGAGACCUUCCUCAUCUCCUAUUUUACGGCCCUUCAGGUGCAGGAAAAAAGACGCGCGUUCUUGCUUUAUUAAAUGGAGUAUUUGGCGCAGGUGUCAACAAAGUCAAAUGCGAAGUCCGAAAUUUCAAAGCUGGGACAGUCAACGUCGAAAUUUCGAUCCUUCAAAGCAAUUAUCACAUUGAUAUGACCCCUUCUGAUGUCGCUCAUCGUGAUAAAAUCGUUGUCCAGCAGAUAAUUAAAGAAAUCGGCAGCAGCAAAAAUCCAGACCAAAGAUUUUUUAAAGUGGUCAUUCUGAAUCAAGCUGAUUAUUUAACUGAUGAAGCCCAAGCUGCACUCAGAAGAACUCUUGAAAAAUACACAGCCACAACUCGUGUAAUUUUAAUUUGCAAUUCAUUAUGCAGGGUCAUUGCGCCUUUAAGAAGCAGAUGUUUAAGUAUUAGGGUCCCAGCUCCAUCUGCUGACGAUAUGAGAAAAGUUUUAACUCCCCCCCUCCGUGAGUGAACAAAACCAUUAGAAAAAUCGCUAUUUUUUGCCCAAAAACCCACCCUCCGUGAGUGAACAAAAAUUUUUUUAAUACAAAAAUUUUUUUAUGGAAAAAAAUUUGAUAUAUAAAUGAUAAUUAGUAUAAUGAAAUCUAGAGCUAAUUCUGUUUAAUUUUAAACGAAUUGCGUUUUAAAACAUAAAUUUUAUAAAUUAAAUUAAUAUUUGCUUUCCAAUUUUUGUGAAUUAGGAUUUUUUUUUAAAUUUCGAAAAAAAAAUUUUUUUAUAAAAUUUAUAUAUAAAUUGUUUUAAAAAAAAAAAUUAACCCCCCUCCGUGAGUGAACAAAACUUUUUUGCUCACUCACGGAGGGGGGGGAGUAAGAAAAAUUGCUUCAAGUGAAAAUUUGGAAUUGCCGAUGAGUUUGGAAAAUAAGCUUAUAAAUGCUUCGAAUAGAAAUAUAAGAAGAGCUAUUAUGAUGAUGCAGACAGUUUAUAUACAAAAUUCAAGGCUAAAUCCUGAUGCAAGUGUUCCUAUUCCUGAGUGGGAAAAAUAUCUUAAAGAAAUAGCGACAAAUGUACUGGAUGAACAGACUCCGAAGUCAUUGAAAAUUGUGAGAGGGAAACUUUAUGAGGUUUUAGCUAGCUGUAUACCGCCAACAACGGUUUUUAAUACACUUUGUAAAGAAUUAGUGACAAGAAGUGACGCAGCAAUCAAGACGGUGGUGGUUAGACAUGCAGCUGAUUAUGAACUUCAAAUGAAAAGUGGCAGCAAACCAAUUGUCCAUCUUGAGGCAUUUUUAGCGAGGUUUAUGAGUGUGUAUAAGCAGCAUUCAAAUAGAAUGAAUUAUUAA